UUUUAAGUACACAUAAUGUUUUAAAAAGUCUAUAAAGUGCACAUAAUGUUAUUUAAUGUUUUCAUAGUUCAAAAAUCGCUUUUAUUCGUUUUUGUAACUUCUUCAUGUUCAGAAAGUUUACUUGAUAGUGUAUUUUGGGAGCUCAAACCAUUCAUAUUUAGAAAUAAUGAUGGGAAAAUAGACGGCAUGAUUCCAAGAAUAUUUAGUGAGGCUCAAAUUCAUUGUGGCAAUGAAAGUAUUAACAUAAUGAACUUUACAAAACUUUUAUCCUCGAGGAAAGAAUUCCUAAGUAUUUUGUAUUCUAAAAAAAAAUAUGGAGAGUUUGAACUUGCAGGUAUCACUCAACAUAAGUCUGUAUGGUUUCCGGAUGACUCUUAUGUAGAUGAUAAAGAAUUAGAAAGAAAAGAAUAUGGAUCUUUUAGGGGUCAGCGUUCUUUUGUAAUUAUUAAAUCUGAAAAAAUUGCAGUCAUUGUGCCUCGUUAUGUUAUUUCUUUACCAAAUAAAAUGCUGCUUGGGAUUAUGAGUUGUCGACAAAUUCUACUUCUUGUUUUGUUGUUAGCAAUAAUAUUUGGAGUUCUCAUAUGGAUUGCAGAAUUUUCAUGUAAUCAACAGUUUUCAAAAUUUUUUGUGAAAGGGGUAGGCACUGGUUUUUGGUGGAGCUUAGUCUCUAUGACUACUGUUGGGUAUGGUGAUGUUGUGCCUAUAUCAAUACCUGGAAAAAUAAUUGCAUCAAUAUGGUUGUUUUUAGGUGUUAUUAUUGCUUGUCUUGUAACUGCAACAGUCACUGAAGUCAUUGAAGGGGUUAAUGAUUUAAAUAUAUAUGAAAAAACAGUUGCUGUUCUUGAAAGUUCCUAUGAAUUAAAAGUGGCUAGAGAUGUUUAUGGUGCUGUGGUAGUGCCUGCUGAGUCAUAUGAAGCUGCAUUAAAAAUGGUUCGAAACGGUCAAGUGUUUGCUGCUCUAAUUAAUGAUGAUGUUGCUGCAUGGCUUCAAAAAGACAUUGAGAAUGAUAGUCAAGAUAUUCCAUUGCGUGUUAUAAAUACAUUGCCUGCAUCUUUAUACAUAAAUGCUCAUAUUUCCAUGAACUUAUCUGCUGCAGCUAAAAAAGUAUUUAAUUGUAUGUUUGAAAAGGAUGAACAAGUUUAUUCCUCAUCUAUUAGCCAUUUUCGAAGAACUUGUCACACUGAGACAUUAUAUGUUGACUCAAUUUCAGAUAUGUUUCAGAAAAAUAUAUUAUAUCAAAUUAUAGUUGGUUUAUUAUUUGUUUUUAUAAGCUUUGGCUUAAUAUUUGAAUUAUGGGUGCGUGGUGGUAUGAGCAAACAAAGUAGUGCUCAAACACCUUUUCUUGAUGAGAGUAUAAUAGAGACUUCUCUUUUUAAUUAAUAAUUAUAAUUUGUCAAGUUUU
Messenger RNA from Hydra vulgaris (swiftwater hydra), 1402 nucleotides. RefSeq names its product potassium voltage-gated channel subfamily S member 3. Gene Ontology annotation, cellular component: membrane; voltage-gated potassium channel complex. The record is from RefSeq and is a predicted model, not a curated record. NCBI's taxonomy places the organism in Eukaryota, Metazoa, Cnidaria, Hydrozoa, Anthoathecata, Hydridae. Gene Ontology annotation, biological process: potassium ion transmembrane transport. Gene Ontology annotation, molecular function: delayed rectifier potassium channel activity.